Messenger RNA from Numida meleagris (helmeted guineafowl), 2945 nucleotides. Its product is annotated as chemokine-like receptor 1. Gene Ontology annotation, biological process: phospholipase C-activating G protein-coupled receptor signaling pathway; complement receptor mediated signaling pathway; positive regulation of cytosolic calcium ion concentration. The coding region runs from base 959 to 2044 and encodes 361 amino acids. The transcript has a single exon. Gene Ontology annotation, cellular component: plasma membrane. NCBI's taxonomy places the organism in Eukaryota, Metazoa, Chordata, Aves, Galliformes, Numididae. Gene Ontology annotation, molecular function: N-formyl peptide receptor activity; complement receptor activity. The record is from RefSeq and is a predicted model, not a curated record.
UGGAGGUGUUCCAGAGCUGUGGAGAUGUGGCACUGAGGGACGUGGUCAGUGGGCACGGUGGGAUGGGCGGGGGUUGGACUUGAUCUUUGGAGAUCUUUCCCAACCUUAAUGAUUCUAUGCUACUACGAUAGUUGUUGAAGGAACAAUCUUUUAAUGUAACAAUUCUAACAGUUUUUAGCUCUGUUAAUUUGUUGUCGGUCACCAAAGAGCUUGGCCACCGCUGUGGGAUUUGGAUUUUUGUGGUUCUGUUCUCAGCCCGGGGCUGGCUGCUGUCACAGACUGAUCAUGGAUGAGUUGUUCUGACACUGCCGAUGCCAGCGGCAGAGCCUGGGCUGGUGUCUGGGCUCACAGGGUGCCAGGGAACACCAUGCUGGCUGAUGCCAUCCCCCUGCCCACAGCCCCCUGGGCCCUCUGGUGUGGAAAGAGCUGCUAGCAAAAAGAUCUUUGAUAUCAUUUAUUUUCUGCCUCCCAGUGUCAGUGGGCUGGCAGUCAGUGUGGGUGACAAUCUCUGUGGCCAUCCAGGGACUUCCCGAGAGAUGAGUAAUUGUGCUAGUCCUGGUGGGUCCCUGGGUUUUUGCUUGCAGCACUGGGACUCUGAGUUGUCCUCGUGGUGACUGAGCAUCUGCUUAAAUGUCUCCCCUUCCUGCUGGCAUCAUCCCUUCAUGACAGGAUCAGAUCAACACAAAACUUUCAGACUAUCUUCCUCCCACUGUCUCGGUUCACUGGGAUCUUGCUCAAAUGGCUUGAAUUCCUCGUGUCUCACAAGAAUUCAUCUGCCAUUCUGAAACAGAUGUUCUAUAGAGAAGUAUGGUCAUUGUUAAGUCAUUCUAAGUGGAUAUUUCAUGUUUGUAUAUCCAUUUUGUGUGCAGUUGCAAUCAAAGAUUCUCCCCAGAGCUAUGAGACCUGCAGAUAAUAGCAGUGUGUGCUGUUACGGUUUCAGGACCCCAGUUUGCUGGCAAUGGAGAGCGUCUCUUCGUCCCCAUCACCCUUCACUGACAGCUCCCCCUCCAUGCCCUCUGGGAAUGCCACGGCCCACGACCACUACUCUGGCCUCCAGAAAAGCCUGCAUGUCCUCUCCAUGGUGGUGUACAGCAUUGCCUGCGUGCUGGGAGUGACGGGGAACGGCCUGGUCAUCUGGAUUGCAGGCUUCAAGAUGAAGAAGACGGUGAACUCAGUGUGGUUCCUCAACCUGGCCAUCGCUGACUUCAUCUUCACCUUUUUCCUGCCCCUCAGCAUUGCCUACACGGCUCUGGACUUCCACUGGCCCUUUGGGAAGCUGCUGUGCAAGCUGAACAGCACCAUCGCCUUCCUCAACAUGUUUGCCAGCGUCUUCCUCCUGAUGGUCAUCAGCGUGGACCGCUGCAUGGCCGUGGCCUUCCCCGUGUGGUCUCACAACCGCAGGAGCCCGGAGCUGGCAUCCAGGGUCGCGCUGGGGACGUGGGGCCUGGCCGUCCUGCUCAGCUCCCCGUACCUCGUUUUUCGUGACACCGCGCUCAGUUCCCGUAACAUCACCAGCUGCUAUAACAACUUUGCGCUGUCUGAUGACUACACGGCCGAGGAGACACGGAGGCUGUGGAGGAUGAGGCACAAAGCAAUGAUCAUAACACGGUUCUUAUGUGGGUUCCUCAUCCCCUUCACGGUGAUUCUCAUCUGCUACAGCAUUGUUGCUGUUAAGCUGAAAAGAAGGCAGCUAGCCAGCUCUGCGAAGCCAUACAGAAUUAUCAUUGCUGUCACGGUCUCAUUUUUCCUCUGUUAUUUCCCCUAUCAUGUCUUCUCCUUGCUAGAAAUAUCCCAAAACUCUUCCAGUCAUGAGAUGAAAAUGGCCCUUUACAUAGGAAUCCCCUUGGUUUCCAGCCUUGCUUUCUUCAACAGCUGCAUUAACCCCAUCCUGUAUGUCUUUGUGGGGCCAGAUUUCAAGGAGAAGUUUUGCCAGUCCAUCCUGUCAACCUUUGAAGGGGCCUUCAGUGAGGAGUCGGUGUUGGGCAGCCUGAGCAGCAGGAGGAAGUCCAGGUCUGCCUCGGAAGCAGAGGUCCCAAGGCUCUGAGUGGGCAUGGUUCAGCACGGGCACCACUGGAGGGCAGUUCUCUCCUCCUCUCUCCUUUUCCUCUCUUCCUCUCUUUUUCCUGCUGAUUUGUCACAACUUCCCAUUUUUAGCAGGCAACCCUUUAAAAAGGUCUCAGAGUCUGUGACUCUGCUGACAGGCCUCCCUUUAUUUUCCCUUCUCUCCAGCGUCCUUCAGCCAUGUGAAGCAGCCUCUGAGCCCAGCGGGGUCACCUUGUAGGCACCUGAUUCUGUUUGCAUCGCCACUGGGUUCACCCCCACGGCAUUCCUACAUGGCAAGUGACCCGCUGAGAGGAUGUGUUCCCUGCACUUGCCAGGAUUUUCUGGCAGCCAGACUUUGCUGGGAUGCAAAAAUUCUGGGGUUCCACCAGGGGGCAAAAUUGGAUGCAGGUGUGCUGGGACUAUAGGCAGCUGGCACUUCAUCCUGGAAGAGGGUGGAGGGAAGAGCUGCUUCAUAAAUCCCUUAUAAUUAAAUCAGUAAAGAAAAUACAUCUUUUCCUGUGCAUCAUAUCAAUCUGGCACAUGGGCUGCUAAAGUUUAAGUAGAAAAUGAUUAAAUUAAAAAAAAAAAGCAGCAUGAACAUGCAGUGGGAUCUGCCUGGAAGCACUUUUGCAAAUGCAACUUUUAAAGAAAUAGGAUUAAAUGAGGUGGUUAUGUGUAUUUUUGUAGGGUCUGGGCUAGCUAGGAAAACAUUCAUCUUUUCUCUCCUGAGAUGAGUUAUUGGUUGUGUCCCACUUACUCAGGUUUGAUGUUCAGUGUAACUGUUCCUGAGCAAUGCUUCACAUCUGUGUUUGACCUGCUUCUAGCCCUUGUAUAGCUGAAACCUGUCGUUUUGUACUGUUGGUGAAUGGAUAUUAAACUCCAUUAAACUUAUUUAAAAGAAA